CUAUAUUGCAAACAAGUGGUGAAAAUUUAUUAAAUUUAUUAGCUGCAGCUGACGAACUUGAACUUCUUAAUCUUGCGGAAUCUGUACAAGAACAUUUAAUAAAAAAAUACUCGUUAUGGCUAUUUUCUAAUCUUAUUACUUCACUUAAUUUUACUUGUCAUCAUAAUCAUUACCAGAAAUUAUACGAUCAUGUUCUGGAUAUUGCUUGUAGAAACCCUUAUUCAAUUUUUGAUUCCAAUGACUUUCCAUUAUUAGAUAUUGUGACUAUGAUAUGUCUUUUAAGAAGAGAUGAUCUUGGACUUGAAGAAAUAGAAAUUUGGAAUUAUUUGAUUAAAUGGGGAAUUGCUAAUUCUCAAAAACUUCUUGAUGAAAAUGUCACAAAAUGGUCUGAUGAAGAUAUUUCAAGCUGGUCUGACGAUCAAUUCAUGGCAUUAAAAGUAACAAUUUCUCAAUGUAUCCCCUUGAUUCGUUAUUAUCAUAUUUCUAAGAGAUAUAUUGAUGAACAAAUUAAGCAAUAUCGCUUGGAUCCUAAUACAUUUAUUAAGCAUAAAACCUUUCAAAGAGGAUGUUCCAGAUUACUUUUUGAUAGUUUUAUUUUUUCAUUUACUGACCAAUCAAACCCAAUAUUAAGUAGAGUAAUUGUAAGAAAAAAUGACAAGGCUAUUUGGAGUGAUAAAUAUCAUGGACCCUGUUUUGGAACUUUCGAUUUAUGCAUGCAAUCAAAUCAUUGGACCAGCGAAUGUACUGAUUAUUAUUAUAAAAUAACUGAUUUAUACCAGUUUACUGUUAAAGAAUAUGAAGUUUUAGCAUUUGGGGAUUUUAAUUCUAGAGAAAGAGAAACAUAUAACAUAAUUAAAGUAUUAAGUAUAGGUGUAUUAGAUGUAUUGGCAACUCUAGGGAUUUCAAUUAUAGGUGUAUUAUUUCUAGGGUUGAUAAUGUUAGGUGUAUUGAAAGUUCUAGGGUUUUUUGUUGAAAGUUUUUUUAGAGAUUUAAUUGUAGGUGUAGAC
Messenger RNA from Racocetra persica, 1007 nucleotides. Lineage: Eukaryota; Fungi; Glomeromycota; Glomeromycetes; Diversisporales; Gigasporaceae. The record is from the annotation of a GenBank genome assembly.